Xyrauchen texanus (razorback sucker) is the source of this 3800-nucleotide messenger RNA. It is a transcript of the gene csf1a, whose product is annotated as colony stimulating factor 1a (macrophage). The transcript has 7 exons. Gene Ontology annotation, molecular function: cytokine activity; growth factor activity. The coding region runs from base 231 to 1883 and encodes 550 amino acids. NCBI's taxonomy places the organism in Eukaryota, Metazoa, Chordata, Actinopteri, Cypriniformes, Catostomidae. Gene Ontology annotation, cellular component: membrane. The record is from RefSeq and is a predicted model, not a curated record.
ACAUUCAUUCUCUCAAGGUGGUACUCUUCAGCUCCCCAGCAACCCCAGCAAGAUAUCACACGCAGAUACAUUUCAAGAGAUUGCAGAUCAAUAUCAAUAAGUUUGAAGCCCACAGAGAUCUUCAGGAGGGCAAACACUAUCUUCUUUAGGAACAGAACGCAAAACCAAAAGGUCAAUCAAAUGAAUCUACUUGUGGUCUUUAUUCCUUACUACUUGAUCAGGUUAGCCAGAUGAACACAAACAUAACAGCCCACCAUGCCAAGGUAAGGCAUCAGUGCUUCUUCCUUAUCCUGUGCUUUCAUUUGGUCUAUGCUGGUGUGCCGGGUCCAUGUAAGCACUCUGUCACGCAGGACCAUCUCCGGAGUAUAAGACGUCUGAUUAAAAACCAGCUGCAAAAUGGUUGUUCAAUAGCCUACACCUUCACUGAGCGCCAGAACCUGAGUGUUGUGUGUUAUGUUAAAGCAACAUUCCCUCAUAUACUGGACCUACUUAACACACAAUUUAGAUAUGCUAAGGACUCUGACAAUUAUCGUUACACUAAUUCACUGAAGAACUUGAUCUACAACAUUUACUCCCAAAGAUGCAUUCCUCCAAUCAAUGACGAGAUUGAGGAUAACCCAGCGAAAUUUGCAAGAAUCCAUAUGACCUUGCCCAGGUCUGCUUUGGAGAAAGCUGAGGAAGUAAUUCGCAUGUACAUGAGUCUGAUGACUAAGAGUGACAAGCCUGUGGACUGGAACUGUGAGGAGGAGUACACAGAGGAUUACAUUGAAUUCACCACUCUAUCUCUCAGCCAAACACUAGGUGCAUCAGAAUGUCUGUGUACUUGCCCAACAGUAAGCCUUGGGUCAUCAAAGGCAUCUACUUCCACAAGACAAUGGAAUAUUGACUUGGAAUCUACUCCAUCUCCACAACACUCAUCCUUUUCACCUGUGGCAGCAUUGCAGAGCAGUAAUGGGAGAACUAAACAACUCAAAUCUGAAGUCAAACACCAUGGAGUAAAAUUAAUUAUUGGUACUGUACCAUUUCCAGUUUUAAAAACUCCAGAUCCUACACUAGUUCCACAGACAUCUACUACAUGGAGAUCAACGCAAGGAGAUUUAUCAGUCUUUGGUACCAAUCCGGUUUUAAUUGAAGAAACCUCAAAUUCAGCGAUGGAGCCGCAUUCAUUUACAACUUCCAAGGAAUUACCUGAUUUAUUACCUGGUAGAACUGAAUCCACUCAGUCAUCCACGUCUGGAACCAAUCAAAAAGCCAUAAGAGAUAAUGCACUGGACAGUGUAGAGAGAAGCACUGCACUUUUACUUGCCAAGAGGUCUUUAGAUUCCAAAAGCAAAGAAGGACCGUCCAGUUCCUAUAUCAAAUCGCCCCAGAACUGGGUUGCUUCAUCUCACCCAACAUUUGAUAUAAAGAGCCCUCCUACUGCAAAAGGCAAAGCUUUCCAAAUGCUUGAAAUGAGCAAACACAUUGCACCAGUCACAACCACAACUCUGUCUUCUUUGAAAACAGCUGUGCAUUCAACAGAAUGCCUGACCACCCUUGUUGAGCAACCAGGUCAUCUAAACAGUCCUCCUGAAAAUUUUCAACCGCAAAACAAAGCAUCAGUGAUGGCGCCAAGGAAUUUCAUGAAAACCAUUCAUGAGGAAAAACACAGCAAAGACAGCAGAUCUCAGGAGGACAGGCAGAUGAUGAAGGACCAGACUGCUAAAGAUCAUCCAGAGAACUCUACUAUGUCAGAAACCAACAGUGCAAUCAUUUCUUUUGGCACUGCACUUACAAUUACACUAGUGUGUGGUGGACUUCUGCUUAUAACGGUCUUAUUUUACAGAAAACAAAAAGUACAAGACCAAAGUUGCUUUUAUGGAAAAUAUCAAUGCCCAAAUUAAUGUCAGUCAAACAGCUUGUACAGAAAAAGAAGAGAACACCUUUUUCUUUCAUUUCCAAAAUGAAAAAGACACAUCAAGAGGAAUAGAAACCUAGAAGUAAUUGAAUUAAUUAUUUAUACAUUCAUAUAUAUAUAUAUAUAAAUUGAGAGGCCUUAGAGCAGGUAGCAAUUUCUCAUUUUGUAUGGACAUGUACAACAUUUUAAAGUUGUGUCUACAACCAGGAUAUUGUACUAGAACAAUUAUUGCUAUUGUAGGUGGCCCAUUGACAUGAUUUGAAAUGUUAAUUAAUAUAUUGACUCAUUCCAGUGAAAUCUUGAUUAGAAAAUAACCAACAACCUUCAGAAAAAGAAAAGAAAUAAGAAAUAAGAAAUAAUGUUCACUAUUCUUUCAUGUCAGUGCAAGAUCAUGCUUCUUGUCUUGGUAUGCAAACACACAAAUAUAUAUUUGGUGUAUAUAAAUAAAAAUGAUGUUGUCUUCAUGUCAUCAUCGGUCCGUGACCUUCAGCUCUCACUGGAUCGCUUGGCAGUCGAGUGUGAAGCAGCUGGGAUGAGGAUUAGCACCUCUAAAUCUGAGGCCAUGGUUCUCAGCAGGAAACCGAUGGAGUGCGUACUCCAGGUAGGGAAUGAGGUUUUGCCCCAAGUGAAGGAGUUCAAGUACCUCGGGGUCUUGUUCACGAGUGCGUACUCCAGGUAGGGAAUGAGGUUUUGCCCCAAGUGAAGGAGUUCAAGUACCUCGGGGUCUUGUUCACGAGUGAGGGGACAAUGGAGCGGGAGGUUGGCCGGAGAAUCGGGGCAGCGGGGGCGGUAUUGCACUCGCUCUAUCGCACCGUUGUCACGAAAAGAGAGCUUAGCCAAAAGGCAAAGCUCUCUAUCUACCGGUCAAUCUUUGUUCCUACCCUCACCUAUGGUCAUUUACAUUUAUGCAUUUGGCAGACACUUUUAUUCAAAGCAACUUACAGUGCACUUAUUACAAGGACAAUCCCUCCGGAGCAACCUGGAGUUAAGUGCCUUGCUCAAGGGCCCAACAGUGGCAUCUUGGUGGUGCUGGGGCUUGAACCCCCGACCUUCUGGUCAGUAACCCUGAGCCUCAACCACUGAGCCACCACUGCCCACUGGUCACCACUGGUCAUGAAGGUUGGGUCAUGACCGAAAGAACUAGGUCGCGAGUACAAGCGGCCGAAAUGGGCUUCCUCAGAAGGGUGGCGGGCUUCUCCCUUAGAGAUAGGGUGAGGAGCUUAGUCAUCCGUGAGGAGCUCGGAGUAGAGCCGCUGCUCCUUUGCGGCGAAAGGAGUCAGUUGAGGUGGUUUGGGCAUCUGGUAAGGAUGCCCCCUGGCCGCCUCCCUAGGGAGGUGUUUCAGGCACGUCCAGCUGGGAGGAGGCCUCGGGGAAGACCCAGGACUAGGUGGAGAGAUUACAUCUCCACACUGGCCUGGGAACGCCUCGGGGUCCCCCAGUCAGAGCUGGUUAAUGUGGCUCGGGAUAGGGAAGUUUGGGGCCCCCUGCUGGAGCAGCUGCCCCCACGACCCGACUUUGGAUAAGCGGUUGAAGAUGGAUGGAUUGAUGGAUAAAUAAAAAUAUAAAUGUAUUGUACAUACAGGGAGGGAGGGAUAAAGCCCUAUUCUAAAUACUGACUUAACUUUAUAAGCAAAUAGUAAAUGUAAUGAUUUGGCACAUAUUGAUGAUAGGAAUCUACUUGGUUUUAUUGUAAGAUUUUUUUUUUAAAGAUUUACGCAUUUCAAUUUAAAAGUUAAAUAGAGAAAUCCAUUUAACUUUUUGUUAUGAAAUGAAAAUGUUUAAAUCUUAAAAAUAGGCUAAAAUAUAUGUUUUUAGUUUAACAGCAAUAUAUUUUGUGCUUUCUUAAAGUAUAUUUUUAAAAUGCUUAGCAACAGUCAACAUUAACAAUGUUUUUGUCAUUAAA